Molecule: messenger RNA, 5769 nt
Organism: Lutra lutra (Eurasian river otter)
Lineage: Eukaryota; Metazoa; Chordata; Mammalia; Carnivora; Mustelidae
Gene: DGKD
Product: diacylglycerol kinase delta
Exons: 30
Coding region: 24-3668 (1214 amino acids)
Biological process (GO): diacylglycerol metabolic process; intracellular signal transduction; lipid phosphorylation
Molecular function (GO): protein homodimerization activity; ATP-dependent diacylglycerol kinase activity; protein heterodimerization activity
Source: RefSeq, a predicted model, not a curated record
UGUGCGCGCGCUGGCCCGGCAGCAUGGCGGCGGCGGCGGGCGCCCCUCCGCCGGGUCCGCCGCAACCACCUCCGCCGCCGCCGCCUGAGGAGUCGUCCGACAGCGAGCCCGAGGCAGAGCCCGGCUCCCCGCAGAAGCUCAUCCGCAAGGUGUCCACGUCGGGCCAGAUCCGCCAGAAGACCGUCAUCAAAGAGGGGAUGCUGACCAAACAGAACAAUUCAUUUCAGCGAUCAAAAAGGAGAUACUUCAAGCUGCGGGGGCGAACGCUAUACUAUGCAAAAACGGCAAAGUCGAUCAUAUUUGAUGAGGUGGACCUGACAGAUGCCAGCGUGGCUGAAUCCAGCACCAAGAACGUCAACAACAGUUUCACGGUCAUUACUCCGUGUAGGAAACUCAUCUUGUGUGCCGAUAACAGGAAGGAAAUGGAAGAGUGGAUCGCAGCGCUGAAAACCGUCCAGAACAGGGAGCACUUUGAGCCUACCCAGUACAGCAUGGACCAUUUCUCAGGGAUGCACAACUGGUACGCCUGCUCCCAUGCGAGGCCAACCUACUGCAACGUGUGCCGGGAGGCUCUGUCCGGGGUCACGUCUCACGGGCUAUCCUGUGAAGUGUGCAAAUUUAAGGCCCACAAGCGGUGUGCAGUGCGCGCAACCAACAACUGCAAGUGGACCACACUGGCCUCCAUUGGGAAGGACAUCAUUGAGGACGAGGAUGGGAUUGCCAUGCCGCAUCAGUGGCUGGAAGGAAACCUGCCCGUGAGUGCCAAGUGCACAGUGUGCGACAAGACGUGUGGCAGUGUGCUACGCCUGCAGGACUGGCGCUGCCUCUGGUGCAAGGCCAUGGUGCAUACGUCCUGUAAAGAGUCCUUACAGACCAAGUGCCCGCUGGGCCUGUGCAAGGUGUCGGUCAUCCCACCCACGGCGCUCAACAGCAUCGAUUCUGAUGGCUUCUGGAAGGCCACGUGCCCUCCAUCCUGCACAAGCCCACUGUUGGUCUUUGUCAAUUCGAAAAGUGGUGACAACCAGGGUGUGAAGUUCCUCAGAAGAUUCAAACAGCUGCUGAACCCUGCCCAGGUCUUUGACCUUAUGAACGGAGGACCACACCUCGGCUUACGCUUAUUCCAGAAGUUUGAUACAUUCCGGAUUCUGGUUUGUGGUGGGGAUGGCAGUGUUGGCUGGGUUCUCUCUGAAAUCGACAGCCUCAAUCUUCAUAAACAGUGUCAGCUGGGAGUGUUGCCCCUUGGCACAGGGAACGACCUGGCUCGAGUGUUAGGCUGGGGCUCAGCCUGUGACGACGACACCCAGCUCCCGCAGAUCUUGGAAAAGCUGGAACGAGCCAGCACCAAGAUGCUGGACCGGUGGAGUGUCAUGGCUUAUGAGACCAAACUCCCGCGGCAGGCCUCCUCUUCCAUGGGCACUGAAGACUUCAGUGAGGGCUCUGAGGUGCAACAAAUUCUCUUCUAUGAAGACUCGGUCGCAGCCCAUCUUUCUAAAAUCCUGACGUCCGACCAGCACUCGGUGGUGAUCUCCUCAGCUAAAGUGCUCUGUGAGACAGUGAAGGACUUUGUGGCUCGGGUGGGAAAGGCCUACGAGAAGACCACCGAGAGCUCGGAGGAGUCAGAGGUCAUGGCCAAGAAGUGCUCUGUCCUGAAAGAGAAGCUGGACUCUCUCCUCAAGACCCUGGAUGAUGAGUCCCAGGCCUCUUCCUCCCUGCCCACCCCGCCCCCCACCAUUGCGGAGGAGGUGGAAGAUGGAGAUGGGGCGGGCAGCGGCUGUGGCUCCACAGGGGACCGCUCGGUGGGGUCGGCAUGCCCUUCCCGGCCGCAGAUAUUCCGUCCUCGGGAACAGCUCAUGCUCAGAGCCAACAGCCUGAAGAAAGCCAUCCGUCAGAUCAUAGAACACACGGAAAAAGCUGUUGAUGAGCAGAACGCCCAGACCCAGGAACAGGAGGGGUUUGCUUUAGGUCUCUCUGAGUCAGAGGAGAAAAAAGACCUGAAGUCAGAUGACAGAGUGUGUCCCACCGAGAGCUGCGGGGUUGCAAAGGGCAGGAGCCUCCGCAAAGUGUCCAAAUCCCCAUGUGAGAAGCUGAUAAGCAAAGGAAGUUUGUCACUGGGCAGUUCUGCCUCUCUUCCUCCCCAGUCAGGAAACCGGGAUGGCCUGCCAGCCCUGAACACCAAGAUCCUGUUCUCGAACGUGCGGGCUGGGAUGUCUGGUUCCUUGCCUGGAGGUUCUGUCAUCAGUCGCUUAUUAAUUAAUGCUGAUCCCUUUAACUCGGAACCAGAAAACCUAGAGUAUUACACAGAGAAGUGUGUCAUGAACAAUUACUUUGGCAUUGGCCUGGAUGCGAAGAUCUCCCUGGACUUCAACAACAAGCGUGAUGAGCACCCGGAGAAGUGCAGGAGUCGGACCAAGAACAUGAUGUGGUACGGAGUUCUUGGAACCAAAGAGUUGCUGCACAGAACCUAUAAGAACCUAGAGCAGAAGGUCCUUCUAGAGUGUGAUGGGCGACCCAUCCCACUCCCUAGCCUCCAGGGGAUUGCUGUCCUCAACAUUCCCAGCUAUGCCGGAGGGACCAACUUCUGGGGGGGCACCAAGGAAGAUGAUACUUUUGCAGCUCCGUCAUUCGAUGAUAAGAUCCUCGAGGUGGUAGCUGUGUUCGGCAGCAUGCAGAUGGCCGUCUCUCGUGUCAUUAAACUGCAGCAUCACCGGAUCGCCCAGUGUCGCACGGUGAAGAUUUCCAUCCUGGGGGACGAGGGCGUGCCUGUGCAGGUGGACGGAGAGGCCUGGAUCCAGCCUCCAGGAUACAUUCGGAUUAUCCACAAGAACCGGGCACAGACGCUCACCAGAGAUAGGGCAUUUGAGAACACCCUUAAGUCCUGGGAAGACAAGCAGAAGUGUGAACUUCCUCGCCCUCCGUCGUUCUCUCUGCACCCGGAGAUCCUGUCCGAGGAAGAGGCCACCCAGAUGGACCAGUUUGGGCAGGCGGCGGGAGCCCUCAUCCACAGUAUCCGGGAGAUCGCUCAGUCCCAUCAAGACAUGGAGCGGGAACUUGCCCACGCCGUCAAUGCCAGCUCCAAGUCCAUGGACCGAGUGUAUGGCAAGCCCAGAACCACAGAGGGUCUGAACUGCGGCUUUGUCCUGGAGAUGGUGAACAACAUUCAAGCCCUGUGCAGGGAGACAGCACUGCUCCUGGCCGGGAGGGUGGCUCUGCAGUUGGACCCUCCUCAGAAAGAGCGGCUUGGAGCUGCUCUCACAGAGAUGGACCAGCAGCUCAGGAAGCUGGCAGACACCCCCUGGCUGUGCCAGUCCAUGGAGCCUGGUGAUGAAGAGAAUGUGAUGCUGGAGCUUUCCAAACGCAGCCGCAGUGGCAAGUUCCGCCUGGUGACGAAGUUUAAGAAAGAGAAAAACAGCAAGAACAGAGAAGCUCGCAGUAGCCUGGGAGCCCCGGUUCACCUCUGGGGGACAGAGGAGGUUGCUGCCUGGCUGGAGCACCUCAGUCUCUGUGAGUAUAAGGACAUCUUCACGCGGCACGACAUCCGGGGCUCUGAGCUCCUGCACCUGGAGCGGAGGGACCUCAAGGACCUCGGCGUGACCAAGGUGGGCCACAUGAAGAGGAUCCUGUGUGGCAUCAAGGAGCUGAGCCGGAGCACUCCUGCCACCGAGGCCUAGCCCUGGCCCUGUCGGCCUGCGUCCCCCGCGCCCCCCACGACUAAGGCCAGGCGCAGCGCCUGCCCCUUCUCAUGGUGCUACUCCCUUUGCUCCAGACAGGAAGCCUUGCAGACGCCCGUUUUGUGACUGCUCCGGGGUCUCGAACACACCAACAUAGCUACCUUGAAACAGCACCUCGUCCCACCCGGCGUUAUGUGGGGCGGACCGCCACCUCCCCUCCGCUCUUGCUGACCUGUGACCUGGGCCGGACCUGACCUCCUGGGCCCUGGGGCUGCCCGGGAUUGUCCUGUGGGUUCCUCACGGAGAGCCUCAUCAUCGCACACCGUGUGGCAUCUCCCAGGCAUGCAGAAACUGACCCGGCUGGCAGCCUCCUGCACUGAAAAGUUCUUUCUGUGCCCACCAGCCACCCAGGUCUUGACAGCACCCCUGCCAGGCCACCCUCAGCUGAUGUCCCAUUUAUGGAUGAGGUCUUUCACAAAGAUCUGCCUCUUGUCAUUUGAGUGUGGCAGGAAUGCAUUGCCAAUCCCGUCUGUUGUCACUAGACCUGGAGAGGAGGCAAACUUGUCCCUCCUAAAGCCAAGUAAACGGGUGGCUGUGAUCUUGGGCUGCCAGAUCCCUUACCUAUUGCUUUUGGUCCCUUGUCCUGGUUGGUGCCCUCUCUUGAGCUGCUGGUGUGGGACGUGGGAUAUCUGUCUUGAGACGCCGUAGCCUCUCUCGUCUCUCCACAGAGGACAUAUUUGCGUGAGCAUGGUGGUGUGGGGAGAGAGCGCUUGCUGGGCGCUGGGAAGAUGUCUCUCCCUAUUCUGGGGGAGACCAGGCUUGGUCCCAGGCCAGCGUCCUGACAGUUUGACCGUGUGGAUGGCUCUGUCUCAUGCCACUCCAGCCCACGUCCCCAGCCCUUGCGGGCCCGGGUGGGGGAACAGUGUCCGGCUGCCAGCUAGGGCUCCAUGCCCCAAAGGGGGUGCUGAGCAUCAGUGUCCGCAGGCCACGCCACCCCAUCUCCUGGAUCUCGCUUCACCCCUUGUCCCUGUGAGGGGACUGGGCUGCAGGUGCUGUCUGGUCACCCUUGAGGGGACACUGGGGAGCUCACCACCAAACAGCCUCUACUUGCCACUCGCUUUGCAGGCCCCUGUGCCUCCCCUUUAUUGGUGUGCCUGGUGGGCCCCUCCGUGAGCCAACCUGGCCCAUACCUCCAGUUUGGGGGUGUUCCUGCUGGUGACCUUCCGGGCGCCCAGCCAGCUCCUCUCCCCAAGGGUGGAGUGGCAGCAUUGGGUUUGGGGUGAAUAGGCCUGUGCUCUGCAGGGCACUCUGCUGCGCCUUUGGAGGUAGGCCGGGCAGCUGUGCAUGGCCUUCCCCACCCUAAGGUCCAGUGCCAGCAGAUGGCCGUUCGGGACGUGGAAAGCAGAGAGGAGUCAUCUGGCCACCAGGAAUCACUGGUUUUCCAGGUAGAACAGGCUGAGAAAGGAGACUGUGGGGACCUGAGCCCGUGCCAGCACGGUGUCUGCGCUGUCCCCUCUGGCAGGGACCGGGGACAAGCACGCCCAUGGCAAGUGAGGGGAGUGGCGGCUGCGGCUGCGGCUGGGUCUGAAACUGCGAGCCACCCCAGGCCCUCCCGGCCCUCUCUCGGGGAAGCCUGAGGGUUGGGUCAAGCAUGGUGUUUAAAAUUAAUGUGUUGUCAGUGAUGAAAACAACACUGUUUACGUAGAAACCAUUUUUCUGAUUCUAGUAAGUUAGAGGUGAAUGGAGUAAAUGUGAGUGUCGCAUGGAAGUGCACCGGUGUGGGGCCCUCACUGCGUUGCUGUGGGGGCCACGUCGCCCUCCGUGGCCCGCUUCUCUGCCAGGCCCCGAUGUUCCUGCUAUGGCUGAGCACGGUCCCGCUGGGACCCCAAUCCUGUCAGCAUGGAAGGAGGAAGGGUCAGUCCUGGGGAGUCUUGGAGAAGAGGUUUUGUGCCCUCGGGUGGGGCUUACCCCUCAUAUUUAUGAUCUUAAUUUAUACAGUGCCCGCCGUGGAAGCAAAUGCCUCCUGUAUUGCUGUGUACAUACCCGAUCUGGGGUUGUAAAUAGGUUGUUCUGUGUAUAAAUAAAAUCUUCCAUUGACAGA